This is a messenger RNA of Panicum hallii, 1786 nucleotides long. RefSeq lists its product as uncharacterized. The coding region runs from base 369 to 1580 and encodes 403 amino acids. The record is from RefSeq and is a predicted model, not a curated record. Gene Ontology annotation, molecular function: S-adenosylmethionine-dependent methyltransferase activity. The transcript has a single exon. NCBI's taxonomy places the organism in Eukaryota, Viridiplantae, Streptophyta, Magnoliopsida, Poales, Poaceae.
CUAAAACAAGAGAUGCCUUUUAGACUUGGCAUUUUUUAACAAAAUAGAGGCAAAUUACAGUAUGCAAUUGGACAAAAAUUAGUUGGAGAGCAAGCACACGCGUUGGACGCCGGUGGACGCAUGACUCGCUGGAGAUGGAGUGGAGUGAUGAGGUUGACAGUCACUGGCCACCGCUCCUGUCGCGUGUUAUUAGUAGUGGAGUGUGUAGGUACCAAAUCUUGAAGACAGAGGUAAAGUGGUCAACAGCAGUCUCCUCUCAGUUCACACUUGACACUUCACAAUCCACACACUACACUGCACUACUGCAGUCGCAAUCUACCUCCAUAGUCCAGAUCCCGCCCACAUUCUCCUAGCCAACUGUGCCGGCGAUGAGGAAGACGGGGGUGACCUCAGCCACCACAGGCACAGCCGCAGGAGGAGGGGCAGGCUGGCCGUGCUGUGGCGGCCUCAACCUCAGCGUGAGGCUCAACGUGCUGCUGCUGCUGUCGGUGGUGGCCACCAACCUGGUGUCCCUCUACCACCUCUCCCUCCGCGCCGCCACCGUGCCGCCGGUCCUCCUCCAGCAGCGCCAGCAGGACGGCGACCAGGAGCUGGUCCUGAUUCGGCAGCUGGACGCCAUCCGCGCGGGCGUGUCGCAGCUGAACCACCUCCGCUCCUCGUCCCCUCCGCCGCCGCCUCCCCCGCCGGAGCUGCUCCUCUACUCCCGCCUCGCCCCCGUCGCCUCCGCCUGCUCCGCGCACCCGGACCUCCUCCACCGGUACAUGUCCUACACCCCCUUCGUGCCCUGCCCCGACGACGCCCUCUCCCUCGCCGAGCCGCUCCUCCUCCGCGGAUGCCACCCGCUCCCGCGCCGCAGGUGCUUCUCCCCCACCGCGGCCGCGUCCGCAUCCAAGCUCCUCCCCGCCGACCCCUUCUCCCCGCUCCCCGAUGCCGCCGUCCGCUGGCCCAAGGACGGGAAGUGCAAAUCUUUCUCCUGCCUGCCGCCGUCGCUGGGCUUCGACGUGACGCGUACGGAGGCCGCCCGGUUCCUCCGCGCGCGGGGGCCCCUGGACCUGACGGCGCCGCAGCUCCUGCGGCUGGCGUCGCUGAGCCGCGCGGGGCCCAUCCGGCUGGGGCUCGACAUCGGCGGCGGCACGGGCACGCUGGCGGCGCGGCUCAAGAAGCUCGCGAACGCCACGGUGGUGACGACCACCAUGAACCUGGGCGCGCCCUACUCGGAGGCGGCGGCGGCGCGCGGGGUGGUGCCGCUGCACGCGCCGCUGCAGCAGCGGUUCCCCCUGGGGGACGGGACCAUGGACGUGGUGCGGGCGGGCCACGCGGUGAACCGCUGGAUCCCGGAGGCGGCGCUGGAGUUCCUGUGGUACGACGCCGACCGGGUGCUGCGCCCGGGCGGGCUGCUCUGGGUGGACCACUUCUGGUGCCGGAGGAGCGACCUGGAGGGCGUCUACGCCGCCAUGCUGCGGAGGCUCGGCUACAAGACCAUCAAGUGGGCUGUCGCCGACAAGAGCGUCGCCGGCGGCGGCAACAGUGGCAAGGACGAGGUCUACCUCACCGCACUGCUGCAGAAGCCAUUCAGCUAGGUGGCGCACACUGUGAAAUGGGGGCAAAUGAAAUGGAAGUUCAUCGAUCAAUGGAGUAUCUUCUUCGCUGAAGACUGAAGCAAUGCAUAUUGCAGACAUACCAGUGCAAUGUUGCAGCAGUAGAACUGAUGGGCAAGCUAUACCUUGGCAAGUUUUCAUUAUUGUAUGUAAAUGGGAUUAUUGUCAUAAUUAGCAGCCUUUCUCUA